AUGGCGAGGUCGCAGAGAAAGGGAACAACGGACUCGAAGAACUCGAAAAAAAGUGGAAGUCGAUUGAGACUGAGAAGAUCCGAUAUGUCGAACAUCAAAAGAGCCCGAAGUCGAACCCUGAAGAUGACCAUCACUAUUGUUGCCGUCUUCAUCCUUUGCUGGACUCCAUAUUGUGCAAUGAUAUUGUGGUACAUUUUCGACCGAGACAGCGCAAGUUUGGUGAAUUUGAGCUUGCAAGACGUGCUUUUUUCAACGGCAAUCGUCAACGCUUGUGCCAACCCCAUGGUGUAUGGUAGUUAUGCUGUGGAUUUCCGAAAAGAGUGUCGUCGGUGUUUUCUGCCUUACGAAGCGAGAAACGUGAACGCCAAUCCAAGGUUGACGCAGCGUAGUGCCGAAUCAGGACAAUUGAAAUCGAUGUCCCCGGGCGUCACUUCAUUAUUCCUUAGGACAAUGAGAAGCGUCUUGCGCGAUAUUUUACGAGUUUGCAGCACUCGUACGAGAAGUACUGACACGUACCAGAUGAACUUAACACCUGUAACGAGUUCCAGGAUACCGAGUCCUGGCGUCGUCGAAAAGGUGUCCCUUCGAGAAAUGGUAAGCUCUUAA
Molecule: messenger RNA, 606 nt
Organism: Orussus abietinus
Lineage: Eukaryota; Metazoa; Arthropoda; Insecta; Hymenoptera; Orussidae
Product: gonadotropin-releasing hormone II receptor
Exons: 4
Coding region: 1-606 (201 amino acids)
Biological process (GO): G protein-coupled receptor signaling pathway
Cellular component (GO): membrane
Molecular function (GO): peptide binding; G protein-coupled receptor activity
Source: RefSeq, a predicted model, not a curated record